GAGAGAGCGCCGCCGCCAUCUUAGUCGCCGCCGCAGCCUCCAGCGAGGCGCUGCCGCGAGCAGAGGAGGCGCCCGCGGCCGAGCGCGCGGCCCCAGCGUCACGGCGGCCGCGGCGGCGGCUCCUGCCCGCACCCCGGUGCCCGCCGCUCCCGCCACAGCCCCGCUCGGCGUCCCCGCGCGCCUCCCUGCCGCUCCCGCGUCGGGCGCCGGCCGCGGCUGCCGGGAGCCCGAGCGAUGCUGCGCCGCCGCCCUGCGCUCGCCCUGGCCCCGGCCGCCCGGCUGCUGCUGGCCGGGCUGCUGUGCGGCGGCGGCGUCUGGGCCUCGCGAGUCAACAAGCACAAGCCGUGGCUGGAGCCCACGUACCACGGCAUCGUCACGGAGAAUGACAACACGGUGUUGCUCGAUCCGCCGCUGAUUGCCGUGGACAAGGACACGCCUCUGCGCUUUGCAGAGAGUUUUGAGGUGACAGUCACCAAAGAAGGUGAGAUUUGUGGCUUUAAGAUCCACGGGCAGAACGUCCCCUUUGAUGCGGUGGUUGUGGACCCGUCCACGGGUGAGGGGCUUAUCCGCUCCAAAGAGAAGCUGGACUGUGAGCUGCAGAAGGACUAUACCUUCGCCAUCCAGGCCUACGACUGUGGGAAGGGGCCCGACGGCAGCCACGCCAAAAAGUCUCACAAAGCAGCCGUGCACAUCCAGGUGAACGACGUGAAUGAGUUCGCGCCCAUGUUCAAGGAGAAGUCCUACAAGGCCACGGUCGUGGAGGGGAAGCCGCCCGGAAACAUCCUGCGUGUGGAGGCCGUGGACGCCGACUGCUCCCCCCAGUUCAGCCAGAUCUGCAGCUACGAGAUCCUCACCCCGGAUGUGCCGUUCACCGUGGACGAGGAUGGUUACAUAAAAAACACAGAGAAGCUAAGCUACGGGAAGGAGCGUCAGUAUAAGCUCACAGUCACGGCCUACGACUGCGGGAAGAAGAGAGCCACGGAGGACGUGCUGGUGAAAGUCAGCGUCAAGCCCACCUGUACCCCCGGCUGGCAAGGCUGGAGCGACAGGCUGGAGUACGAGCCCGGCACCGGCGCCCUGGCCGUCUUCCCGAAUCUCCACCUGGAGACGUGCGGCGAGCCGGUCGCCUCGGUGCAGGCCACUGUGCGGCUGGAGACCAGUCACAUCGGGAAGGGCUGCGACCGAGACACCUACUCGGAGAAGUCCCUGCAGCGGCUGUGUGGGGCCGCCGCCGGCACCGCCGAGCUGCUCCCACCGCCCAGCAGCAGCCUGAACUGGACCCUGGGCCUUCCUACCGACAACGGCCACGACAGCGACCAGGUGUUUGAGUUCAACGGCACCCAGGCGGUGCGGAUCCCGGAUGGCGUCGUGUCCGUCAAGCCCAGGGAGCCCUUCACGGUGUCUGUGUGGAUGAGGCACGGGCCUUUCGGCCGGAGGAAGGAGACGAUUCUGUGCAGCUCGGACAAGACAGACAGGAACCGGCACCAUUACUCACUCUCGCUGCACGGCUGCCGGCUGAGCUUCCUUCUGCGACAGGACCCGUCCGGCGAGAAGCAGCACGCGCCUGCCGAGUUUCACUGGAAGCUGAACCAGGUCUGUGACGAGCAGUGGCACCACUACGUGCUCAACGUGGAGUUCCCGAGUGUGACCCUGUAUGUGGACGGGACGGCUCACGAGCCCUUCUCGGUGACCGAGGACUACCCACUGCAUCCAUCCAGGAUCGACACGCAGCUUGUGGUGGGCGCCUGCUGGCAAGAGUAUUCAGGCGUUGAAAAUGACACUGACCCUGAGCCUGUGACUUGGGCCUCGGCAGGCGGCGACCUGCGCAUGACGCAGUUCUUCCGUGGGAACCUGGCCGGCCUCACAGUCCGCUCUGGGGAGCUUGCGCACAAGAAUGUCAUCGACUGUCUGUACACCUGCAAAGAGGGGCUGGACCUGCAGCUCCCCGGGGACAGUGGCCGCGGUGUGCAGGUCCAAGGCGAACCCGGGCAGUCCACGCUGACUGUGGCGGGGGAGGAUGUGGGGGAGCUGGAGAAGGCGCUGCAGCACGUGUCCUAUGUGAACGCCCGGCAGUUCCCCACGCCCGGCAUCCGGAGGCUCACAAUCACCACCACUGUCAAGUGUGUCGGCGAGGCCACCUGCAUGUCUGUACCUCCAGUGGACGGCUACGUGAUGGUCCUGCAGCCCGAGGAGCCCAGGAUCAGUCUGAGCGGCGUCCACCACUUUGCCCGUGCUGCUUCCGAGUUUGAAAGCGCAGAGGGCAUCGCCCUGUUCCCGGAGCUCCGCAUCAUCAGCACCAUCACGAGGGAGGUGGAGCCCGAGGGGGACGGAGCCGAGGACCCCACAGUUCAAGAGUCCCUAGUGUCGGAGGAGGUCGUGCACGACUUGGACACCUGUGAGGUCACGGUGGAAGGGGAGGAGCUGAACCCCGAGCAGGAGAGCCUGGAGGUGGACAGCGCCCGCAUGCAGCACAAGAGCAUCGACAUGAGUCACUCUGCCCUGGGCAUGGUCUUCACAGGCGUGGACACCAUGGCCAGCUACGAGGAGGUACUGCACCUCCUGCGCUAUCGGAACUGGCACACCAGGUCCUUGCUUGAACGCAAGUUCAAGCUCAGCUGCUCAGAGCUCAAUGGCCGCUAUAUGAGCAACGAGUUCCAGGUGGAGGUCAACGUGAUCCACACAUCCAGCCCCGUCGAGCAUGCCAGCCACAUGGCCGCGCAGCCGCAGUUCGUUCAUCCCGAGCAUCGCUCCUUCGUUGACCUGUCGGGCCACAACCUGGCCAGUCCUCACCCCUUUGCAGUGGUCCCUAGCACGGCAACUGUGGUCAUCGUGGUGUGUGUCAGCUUCCUGGUCUUCAUGAUCAUCUUGGGCGUGUUCCGCAUUCGGGCCGCACACCAGCGAACAGUGCGGGACCAGGACGCCGGGAAGGACAAUGAAAUGGACUGGGACGACUCUGCCCUGACCAUCACCGUGAACCCCAUGGAGACAUACGAGGACCAGCACAGCAGCGAGGAGGAGGAGGAGGAAGAGGAAGAAGAGAGUGAGGACGGGGAGGAGGAGGAGGACAUGACCAGCGCCGAGUCGGAGAGCAGCGAGGAGGAAGGGGGCGGCCCCGGGGACACCCAGGGCGCCAGCCGGCAGCAGCAGCUGGAGUGGGAUGACUCCACACUGAGCUACUGAUGCUGGCCGCUCCGUCCCUGCUCCCGUCCCUCUGCUGCCCGCCCGCUGCUCCGUCCCUGCUCCCGCCCUGCGGGUCCAUGGUGUAUACAGUCAUUUGGCCAGUAGGUCUGCAGACCCUUCCCCUUUGCCGAUCGCCGCCUGUGCUUGAUGUCCAAGCCCGUAGGCCCUGUCUGCCUGCCCGCCCGCCUGCCCACCACCCUCCUGGACGGUCCCCUGAGCCCACGUGAGGGCCUGGCCUGGCACCUCCUGCAAGGCCCCCUGACCAAGGUAGAAACGGCUCACUCCCACCUGGUAACCAUGUUUUCUUUUUUUAAAAAAGAAGUUUUUAUUUUUUUUCCAAACUAGUGCAUGUACAAAAUGGCAAAAACGGGGAUUAAUAUGUAGACGA
Ochotona princeps (American pika) is the source of this 3568-nucleotide messenger RNA. RefSeq names its product calsyntenin 1 (gene CLSTN1). The coding region runs from base 235 to 3180 and encodes 981 amino acids. Gene Ontology annotation, biological process: positive regulation of synaptic transmission; homophilic cell-cell adhesion; positive regulation of synapse assembly. Gene Ontology annotation, cellular component: postsynaptic membrane; cell surface. Gene Ontology annotation, molecular function: kinesin binding; X11-like protein binding; calcium ion binding. NCBI's taxonomy places the organism in Eukaryota, Metazoa, Chordata, Mammalia, Lagomorpha, Ochotonidae. The transcript is spliced from 19 exons. The record is from RefSeq and is a predicted model, not a curated record.